UCCCAUGGCCCGGGCUCUGGCAUCCAACCUGCUGCCGCUGCGGCCCGGCCGAGCGGAGCGAGCGCCGCGCGGAUCACACGCUCGCGCUCCAGCUCCCCUCCUGAGCGGUUCAUGACCGCGCGCCGCGACCGCAGCCUCCGCCCGCCUGCGCCGCCCGCCCGUCGCCGCGAGGACCCCGAGGGAAGGAAGGCAGGAAGGCAGGAGCGGCUGUGCGCCCCGCAGAGCCCGCGACGCCUGCCCGCAGCCGGCUGCCCGGCCCGGCUGGCACCAUGCUGCCCGCGCGCUGCGCCCGCCUGCUCACGCCCCACUUGCUGCUCGUGCUGGUGCAGCUGUCUCCGACUCGCGGCCAUCGCACCACGGGCCCUAGGUUUCUUAUAAGUGACCGUGACCCUCAGUGCAACCUCCACUGCUCCAGGACUCAACCCAAGCCCAUCUGUGCCUCCGACAGCAGGUCUUAUGAGUCCAUGUGUGAGUACCAGCGAGCCAAGUGCAGAGACCCGACCCUGGGUGUGGUACACCGUGGUAGAUGCAAAGACGCUGGCCAGAGCAAGUGUCGCCUGGAGCGGGCUCAGGCCCUCGAGCAGGCCAAGAAGCCCCAGGAGGCCGUGUUUGUCCCGGAGUGUGGCGAGGACGGCUCCUUUGCCCAGGUGCAGUGUCACACUUACACGGGGUACUGCUGGUGUGUCACCCCAGAUGGGAAGCCCAUCAGUGGCUCUUCUGUGCAAAAUAAAACGCCUGUAUGUUCAGGUUCAGUCACUGACAAGCCCUUGAGCCAGGGUAACUCAGGAAGGAAAGUCUCUUUUCGGUUCUUUUUAACCCUCAAUUCAGAUGACGGGUCCAAGCCGACACCCACCAUGGAGACUCAGCCGGUGUUUGAUGGAGAUGAAAUUACAGCUCCCACACUGUGGAUUAAGCACUUGGUAAUCAAGGACUCCAAACUGAACAACACCAAUGUCAGGAAUUCAGAGAAAGUCUACUCGUGCGACCAGGAGAGGCAGAGUGCCCUGGAAGAGGCCCAACAGAAUCCCCGUGAGGGCAUUGUCAUCCCCGAGUGUGCUCCUGGGGGGCUGUAUAAGCCAGUGCAGUGUCACCAGUCCACUGGCUACUGCUGGUGUGUGCUGGUGGACACAGGGCGCCCACUGCCUGGGACCUCCACACGCUAUGUAAUGCCCAGCUGUGAGAGUGACGCCAGGGCCAGGAGUGCAGAGGCGGAUGACCCCUUCAAGGACAGGGAGCUGCCAGGCUGUCCAGAAGGGAAGAAAAUGGAAUUUAUCACCAGCCUACUGGAUGCCCUCACCACGGACAUGGUGCAGGCCAUUAACUCCGCAACGCCUACUGGAGGUGGGAGGUUCUCAGAGCCAGACCCCAGCCACACCCUGGAGGAACGAGUGGUGCACUGGUACUUCAGCCAGCUAGACAGCAACGGCAGCAACGACAUUAACAAGCGGGAGAUGAAGCCCUUCAAGCGUUACGUGAAGAAAAAGGCCAAGCCCAAGAAGUGUGCCCGGCGCUUCAGCGACUACUGCGACCUGAACAAGGACAAGGUCAUCUCCCUGCCUGAGCUGAAGGGCUGCCUGGGUGUUAGCAAAGAAGGUAGUAGUCUUGGCAGCUUCCCCCAGCAAAAACAAGCAGGCACAAAUCCAUUCAGACGCCUCGUCUAAGGAGCAGAAAACCAAAGGGCAGGUGGAGAGACCAGGGAGGCAGAAUGGGUCAUCAGACGCCUAACCUUCGACGUUGCCCACGGCCCAGCCACACCCCAUGUAACAUAAGUGGUGCCCACCAUGUUUGCACUUUUAAUAACUCUUAUUUGUGUGUUUUCUUUUUGGCUUCAUUUUAAACACCGAUAUCUAAUUCCACAGUGGGAAAAGGAAAGGGAAGAAGACUGUUUUUUCUCUCUCUUGUAAGUGUUUGGAUCUGCUACUGACAACUUUUAGUUUUUUUGUGGGGGAGGGUGCUGUUGGGACACAGAAGAAAGAGAUUUAUAUACUGUACAUAAAUAUAUAUGUAAAUUGUAUAGUUCUUUUGUACAGGUGUUGGCAUUGCUGUUUGUUUAUCUCCCUCUCCUUGCUCUGGACACAUGGCUGAGCUUUCUAGAACCCAGGACUCUAUCCCCGGCCCACCUGGACUCCAUCUGGAGACUGAGCCCUGUGUGUGUAUAGAUGGGAGCCCUGUGAUUAUAUUGCAGACCCGUUGGUUCUUUUCUGGUGGGAGAGGGGCACCUCCCUUGCCAUAGCUGUCAGAGCUGACACAUCACGUGGCAGGUGGCCUUCGCAAGGGAGGCUGGGGUUGGACAGAUGGCAGUUGCCUCUGGAGGGAGGGCAGCAGCCAGCUCAGGUGCCAGCUCUCCCACGUCCCAUGUUCCUGCUCUCAGACCUGCGGAUGGCCCAGACUCGUGGGUGCCCCAGUAUCCUAGUGACCCACACACUGAGCAAAUUCUCCUCACAGGAGUUGCAUUAGAUUGGAUGAAACAUUUUCCCCCACAUUUAGCAUCUACUCUGUAGAGCAUGAGAAGGGAGGCAAAGAAGAAAAAGACACACAGUGGGGCCUUUUACUUAGUAGAUAUUACAUAGUUAAGCAGCGGAGGGAAGAGGCCAGAGAGCCGCGUUGGGAGCGCAGUGCUGACAGAGGGCUUCUCACCUCGGGCAGGCCCACACCGGAGGCCAGGGGCCAUCCCAGGUUCUCACCUCCCCUCUCCUUAUCCCCGCCUGCUGUGUCCUCGGAGGUCAUCACAAGCCUGAGGGAGAGUUGGCCCAGUCACCUUUUUGGUAACUCAGCGGUUUUAUUUUUUUAACCCAAUUCUGAGGUUCUUCCUAUUCCUGCAAAUGCUCUUAAGGGCUUCUAGGCUCAAGGCCAAUUUCAGAGCAAAACUGAAAAUCUGAGUUGCUAGACAAGCAGUAGGAAAACCUCCUACUUCUGCCUCCCCUAGAAGCGCAAGCAUAAAUACCCAGCUAUGGAGAGAUCCAGGCCUAGCUCUGUGCAGACAUGUUCCUGGGAUUCCAGUGGGGGGUGCCUGGCCUUGGGGCCAGGUGGGCAGUCUCAUCUGUCCAGGCGGCCAUGCCUGUUGGUGGACUGUGUCCCGUUUCCGGUCUGCAGGGUGCUGGCUGGCACGGUGAGGACCCGCGCGCUCACAGCCCAGCUCAGGCAGGAGCACAGCCUUUGCAGGGCGGCUCUGAUGGGGCCUCAGGCUAGAGAAGGUCCUGCUAUCUUGGUGGAAGUUAUAGAGGUUGUCUCAGGAGUGCUGGGGGCCCCAUCGCAGCAGCGUAAGGUCUCUAGAAGGGGGUUCCUCACCCAUUAGCCUGGACCAGGAUACUUAGUGUGCUGGAUCUCCUGUGGACCUUCCAGGAGACCCCAGCCCCUCUCCAGCCUGAAUGAAACAUGUAAACACAGAGAAGGUGCCUCCUUAUAGAAGUUCAAAAUCCUUCCCAGGCAUAUUCUCUCCCCCAUGUGUGCCUAGGCUGUGUUGUAUGGUUUUCCUUUGUGAGGACUGAGGGAGACUAUUUGUAGCUUGUGUUAUAAAAAAUAAAAAUGAGUAAACCUUG
This is a messenger RNA of Manis pentadactyla (Chinese pangolin), 3539 nucleotides long. RefSeq names its product SPARC related modular calcium binding 1 (gene SMOC1). The coding region runs from base 270 to 1661 and encodes 463 amino acids. NCBI's taxonomy places the organism in Eukaryota, Metazoa, Chordata, Mammalia, Pholidota, Manidae. Gene Ontology annotation, molecular function: extracellular matrix binding; heparin binding; calcium ion binding. The record is from RefSeq and is a predicted model, not a curated record. The transcript has 13 exons. Gene Ontology annotation, biological process: extracellular matrix organization. Gene Ontology annotation, cellular component: basement membrane.